This is a messenger RNA of Corylus avellana, 1562 nucleotides long. RefSeq names its product putative protein phosphatase 2C 9. Gene Ontology annotation, biological process: protein dephosphorylation. Lineage: Eukaryota; Viridiplantae; Streptophyta; Magnoliopsida; Fagales; Betulaceae. The record is from RefSeq and is a predicted model, not a curated record. Gene Ontology annotation, molecular function: protein serine/threonine phosphatase activity.
AGAAACACUCGAACAAAAACUGCAAAAAGUCAAUAAGGGCAAGCUCUACACAUACCUUUUGGCAGCCAUUCUUGAGGACUCCUCCCCCCAGCAAAACGAUACACGGUUACUCCAGCGAUUCUUUCUUCGUUAGGCAUCGAUAUACAUAUUUAUAUCAUUCUCUACCAAUAUUCCUGUUCUAAGAGGCUCCGGUGUUGUUAUCUCUCUGGAAAACGACUUGGGAAUUCGGAAUUCUAGUCCUGCGUGGUUUGUUGUCUCGUUUUGCUGCAAAAUUGUGCGCUUGUUGGAUCGGUGGUGUGUUGGAAAUUGGCAGAAGAGGUAGAUGUUGACUGGGAGAGAAAGGAGGUGAGGUAGGGCUGAAUUAUAUGGAUAAUUUCUGUUGCUUCAAUUCUCAGGUUGGAGGACGUUCUUCAUGUAGCUCUGGCAAGGGCAAGAGCCAUCAGGGCCCUGUCAAGUAUGGCUUUAGCCUAGUUAAAGGGAAAGCAAAUCAUCCCAUGGAGGAUUACCAUGUUGCAAAGUUUGUUCACGACCAAGGACAUGAGCUUGGACUUUUUGCUAUAUAUGAUGGGCAUUUGGGAGAUAGCGUACCAGCCUAUCUACAAAAGCAUCUGUUUCCUAAUAUCUUAAAGGAUGAGGAGUUUUGGAUUGAUCCCAGCAGGUCCAUUUCUAAAGCCUAUGAGAGAACAGACCAGGCUAUUCUCUCACACAGUCCUGACUUGGGGCGAGGUGGAUCCACUGCAGUCACUGCAAUUCUAUUAAAUGGUCGGAAGUUAUGGAUAGCAAAUGUUGGAGAUUCACGUGGAGUUCUUUCCAAAAGGGGGCAGGCAAUACAGAUGACCACCGAUCAUGAGCCCAACACUGAGCGGGGCAGCAUCGAGAAUAGAGGGGGCUUUGUCUCAAACAUGCCAGGAGAUGUUGCAAGAGUGAACGGCCAGCUAGCAGUUUCUCGAGCUUUUGGAGACAAGAACCUCAAAUCACAUUUACGAUCUGAUCCCGAUAUACAACAUGCUGAUAUCGACCCGGAGACUGAUUUUCUCAUACUUGCAAGUGAUGGUUUAUGGAAGGUCGUGGCUAAUCAAGAGGCAGUUGAUAUUGCAAAAAAGACGAAGGACCCACAGAAGGCAGCCAAGCUACUAGCUGCCGAGGCAUUGAAGAGGGAGAGUAAGGAUGACAUCUCCUGCAUCGUAGUCCGUUUCAAGGCGUAAAAUAUAAUUAAAAAUUACUCUGUAGAUUCCAGAAUUUGUACAUCGAGGAUUUUCAAGAUGGAUGCAGCUCUAUAGGCCAACACCAGUGCGGAAAUCUCAUGAAAUCCCACAUAAGUUCGGAAUUGCUUUAAAAUAGGUGGUUAUUUAUCCCUUUUCCUCUGUAUAAAUUUCUUGUGUUUAGGGUUGUGUGAUUUGAUAUUUCAUUUCUUUGAUGUGUAGAUUAGUACCAUUAUUUUUCUUUGUAAUUUGCAUUGUAACUUAAAAAGCAGCGUGGAGGCUGCCAUAAAUUUAUAUACAGAACAACAACUGCAUGGGAUGUAUGCAAUUUUUACAAUGAACAAAGAAUGUAUUAUAACC